AUGAGUGAUCUAGCUGGCUUUGAACCGCGAAGAAUCGAUUGGGCACCCGGACCAGAUCUGCCACAACGGCUCAAGCGAUCAGUUCGGCAGAAAUGUGAAUUACUGUUUGAUGGCCCUUUGAAAGAUCGAACUGUUAAGCAGAAAUGUCGAUAUGUUCUCCUAUGGGUAGGAGAUUAUGGUCUUCAUCUCUAUAAUACAUGGAAUUUGAGUGAAGCCGAUCAAGACAAAUUAGACGAGUAUUGGAAAAGAUUUGAACAGCACGUAAAACCUCAGUCCAACCAUCUUGUCAACCGUUUCUAUCUCAGAAACUUGAAGCAGAACAACCGACCGCUCGACGAGUUUUUAACCGAAGCAAACCUCCUUACUCAGAACAGUGGUUAUCCGGAUGAAAUACAUGACGAAUUGAUGCGAGAUGCUUUGGUAUUUGGAGUUGAUUCAGAUACAGUCCGUAAGAAAUGUAUUGCUGAAGGGAAUGAACUAACUCUUAUAAAAGCAAGAGAAAUCGCCCGCACCGAGGAAGCUACCAGACAACAGCUAAAGGUGAUGACCAGUGAUAUUUCAAACCCUAUACAGGUAGACUCAUUGCAGAAAAACAGGAGAGGAAACAUGAAUCGAGGUAAGACCAAACCAUUGUAUGAUAGACAAAAGGGAUAUAAAAUGAAAUGGGAUAAGCCAGUAUGCACUAGAUGUGGGAAUACAACACACAAUAAAGAUCAGAAAUGUCCUGCUAUUAAGGCACAAUGUUUUGGAUGCAAGAAAACUGGUCAUUACCAAAAUAUGUGUUUCAAGGCAAUCAAAACAAACUGUAACUCACUUGAGCGUGAUGAUAGCUAUUCAAAUGAACCAGAUAUUGAUGAAAAAAUAUUUCUUGGUACUUUACUAGCAGAACAGUGUCCAAACAUUGGUGCUAACCCAAACCAAAUUAAUAGCCUUAGUACAGAGCAGAGAAAGAAAGUACUGAUUGAAACCCGUCUGACUGCAGAGCCUUACCACAAGUAUACCACCCCAGUAGUAGGCUAUGUAAAAUUGACACUGGUGCAGAACUGA
Messenger RNA from Paramuricea clavata, 1047 nucleotides. Lineage: Eukaryota; Metazoa; Cnidaria; Anthozoa; Malacalcyonacea; Plexauridae. The record is from the annotation of a GenBank genome assembly.